This is a messenger RNA of Sceloporus undulatus (fence lizard), 3963 nucleotides long. Its product is annotated as major histocompatibility complex class I-related gene protein-like. The coding region runs from base 1180 to 2148 and encodes 322 amino acids. The record is from RefSeq and is a predicted model, not a curated record. Gene Ontology annotation, cellular component: external side of plasma membrane. The transcript is spliced from 7 exons. Lineage: Eukaryota; Metazoa; Chordata; Lepidosauria; Squamata; Phrynosomatidae. Gene Ontology annotation, biological process: immune response.
UGGGCAGUGAUUGGCUGAGGGGCAAAGAGGAGGGAGGAGCCUUUGUGGGACUCUGGAAGUCUAUUCAGAUUGUAGAAUCCUGAGGUAGGAGGGAAUUUUGCAUGUGGGUGGUGAUUGGCUGAGGCUUCUGGGAGAUGAAGUCCAAAACACCUGGAGGGUGGAGCUUGAAGACCCCUGCGCCAGUGACUGACAUGUGUGACUCCUCAGCAACACACACUCCUGAGUUUUUUUAAAAAAUUCAAACAUUCACCCACUCAAAAUGGCUGCCCAGAAAUUGCUCUUCUUCUUCUUCUUCUUCUCCCUGGCAGGGACUCUGACUGAUGGAAGAGAAAGGGGAAAAAAGGUCAUCAAGGGUCAGUCACUCAAAUCCCCACAAAGUCCUGGAGAGGAUUAAUGGAGAGACAAAUAAAGGGGGAAACUGCUUAACCUGAAAAAGCACCAAACUGGUCCAAUAUAUAAACGCCUAUUUUGGGUAGGCUCUUCAGGUUAUGGUGACAUUAUUAAAAGGAGGCAGACUUUAUGGGGUGACCCUUGGGACCCAUAACAGAAAGAAACCUUGACAGAAUUUAGAGCUGUGGGGGUGGAAGUCCUGCUGUUUCCCUCUUCAAGUCUUUCCAAUGAAGCUCCGGGCGGAAAUGCAAAUUAAGUCCGUUAUAAUUGGCUGGCCUUCACUUUGUCCACGCCCACUUUAAUCGUUCCAAACAAAGGAGGAAGAGCAACAGCAGAUUGUAAAAUCUCUCAAGGGAGCUGCCUAGCAGCUGGCGUCACAGGGAGACUUCUUUUUUCCUAUUGGCUAAGGGACUCCAGCCGGGCCAAUCAGAGCUCUUCCUCGUCUUCCGCCUCCUUCGCAAACACAGGCCAGGGCUGCCUCCGGGGAUGGAUCCCUGCUGGCUCUGGGGGGCCACGGUGGUCCUCCUCCUGGGAAGAAGCCUCUGCUCCGGUGGGUCUCUAAAGGACUGAGGCUUAUAGCGCUGCUGUUCCUUACUUUAACUGCUCUGGCUGCCUCCCGUUGCAUUCUGGGACUUUGUAGUCCAAAGAGGCCUAAGAGUUCCCUGGCUGAGAAUUCUAGAGGCCCCUCUUUAAACUGCAACUCCCACAAUGCAACAGGAAGCCAUCCAGAGCAGUUAAAGUGGAAGAGGGAAGCUGCACAGGGAUCUAGUGGCAAAGGAUGGGGUUUUAAUGCUGCGCAGUUCUUCCCCCCGGACGCAUUAUCUGCACUAUUUUUUCACGGGCAUCUCUGAGCCUGAACGGGGGCUGCCCCACUUCACCAUCGUGGGCUACUUGGAUGACCAGCAGUUCGUCCGCUAUGACAGCGAGACCCGGAGGGAUCUGCCUCGGGCCUCUUGGAUCCGGAAGGUGGAAGGGGAUGAUGCCCAGUACUGGGACUGGCAGACCCAGCUCUCGCGGAGCUGGGAGCUCUACUUCCGCGUCAGUCUCUGGAGUCGCUUCAACCACAGCCGGGGGCUUCACACCUGGCAGUGGAUGCAUGGCUGUGAGCUGAGAGAAGAUGGGCAGAAAGGAGGACUCUCCCAGUUUGGCUACGAUGGUAAAGACUUCCUCAGCCUAGACAAGCAGACUCUCACCUGGACGGCAGCUGAUUCCAAAGCCCAGGUGACCAAGCGGAAGUGGGAGGCUGACCGCGUCUGGACCCAGGGCCGGGCAACCUUCCUGGAAGAAGACUGCAUUGAGUGGCUGCAGAAGUACCUCCAUUAUGGGAAAGAGAUGCUGCUGAGGAAAGAAACCCCGGUGGUGAAGGUCACACGCAAGGCAGGAUACGGAGGCCGAGAGACUCUUAUCUGCCGGGUCCAUGGCUUCUACCCCAGGGAGAUUGAUGUCACCUGGAAGAUGGAUGGGGAGGUGAUGGAACAGGAAACCUUCCGUGGAGCCACUGUUCCCAAUGCUGAUGGUACCUACCACACCUGGCUCAGCAUUGAGAUAGACACCAAGGAUCGGGGCCGGUACUGGUGCCAUGUGGAACAUGAUAGCCUGCCAGGACCUCUGGACUUGUCCUGGGAGGAGUCUGGUUCCAUGUGGCUUCUCCUGGGUGGAGUCUUGGGGGCCGUGUCUGCUGCCAUCCUUCUUGUAGUUGGCCUCAUCCUCUGCAUCAAAAAGCGGCACAAGGGCUAUAGAGCAACACCAACCUCAUAGGUCUUGAUGUCCAUGAAGGAGAAAAAGAGGGAAUCCACCUGGGACUCAUCUGUGCUGCUCCACAGUUCCUGUCAGCUUUUAAAUGUUACAGUUAUUACUGUCCAAAUUUGACAGGGACAGUCCUGAUGGCUCCUCCGCCAUCCCACUUUCUCAGCUGCCUUUAAAAUUCCCCAGUUUCUCUCUCGUCCUCCCAUCUUACCUCUUUGUCUUCAGCUACAAAAUGAGUUCAGAGUGUAAAAGUAGUUUGUACUCAGUUAACAAUGGCUGUAGUAGAGGAGAUGGGUGGGUGGAAUUUUGCCAUUCCCAACUAAAAACAAACAGCUGCAGCAUCUGCUACCUUGCGUGUUCCUCCUUAUUAAUAUUAUUAUCGCCAUUUUGUCCACAGUAAGAGCUGUUGGAUAGUGGAAUACACUCCCUCACAGUGUAGUGAAGUCUCCUUCUUUGGAGGUCUUUAAACAGAGGCUGGAUGGCCAUCUGUGGGGUAUGCUUUGAUUGAGAGUUCCUGCAUGGCAGAAUGGGGUUGGACUGGAUGGUCCUUGGGGUCUCUUCCAACUCCAUGAUUCUAUGAUCUGUGAAAUAAUCAUGGGUAUGUUACUUCAUAAGUCUGGAUCUGACCCAGCACCAGUUCCCAGUCUCUGACUGGAAGAGGAUCUUUCAGAACAAUGGAAAAUGGCUUUCUGAAGGAUUUGGGCCUGAAACUGCUUUUCCGCCGAUUUUUAAAAAAUGUCUUCCCAGCUCACAAAUGAACCAUAUAUUUUCAGUGAAGUAUAGAACUUUUAAAAGGGAUCUCUCUUUUAUGAUUUGUGCUCAGGUACGCCUGUGUUUCGUAGCCACUGUGAAUGUACUUUUUUCCCUUUGUGGGAAUACUUUAUCUUAUCUCGGGGUUUAGCUGUAUUCUUUUUUUAUUCUUUUUAACUUAAAUGAAUGUAUUUCUUCCUGCAUCAGGAUAGUUUUAACUGUUGCUUUUUAAGUGAUUUUAACUGUUGUUAUGUUUAAUAUAUUUUUACCUUGUCUAAACAAUUCAGGUAUUUAAUCUAACACUCCAAAAUCCAAAAUUGUCCACAUGGAUGACUGAGAUAGUGACACUUUUGUUUUCUGAUGGUUUGGUGUAUACAAACUUUGUUUCAUUCACAAAAGUAUUAAAAUAUUAUCUAUAAAAUUACUUUCAUGCUAUGUAUAUCAGGUGUGUAUGUAUGUGUUGUGUACCUUCAAGUUGCUUCCAGCUUAUGGCAACCCUAAGGUGACCCUAUCAUCACUGGUUUUUUCCUUCACAGGUUUCUUCUGAGGGGGGUUGCCAUUGCCUUCCUCUGAGGCUGAGAGACUGUGACUUGCCCAAGAUCACUCAAUGGAUUUUUAUGGCUGAGCAGGGAUUCAAACCUGCUCUCCAGAGUCAUAGUCCAACACUCAAACCACUGCACCAAGCUAGCUCCCAUAUAGCUUAGCAGGGUCAUCACUGUUUACUGUUUGGAUGGGAGACUACCAACAAGUACCAGGUGAUCUAGGCUCUAUACCAGAGGAAGGCAAUGGCAAACCAACUCUGAGGAUUCAUUGCCUAAGAAAACCAUGAGAAAUUCAUGAGGCCACAUCCCCAGCUCCCUAACCAUGUCCUAUGAGGAAAGACCUAGGGAGCUAGGGAUGUUUAGCCUGGAGAAGAGAAGGUUAAGAGGUGAUAUGAUAGCCCUGCUUCAAUAUUUAAAGGGUGUCAUAGUGAGGAUGGAGCAAACUCUGUAAUUUUUGCUACUUUUAUUUGGUGUAUGCUAUGUAGAGGUAUUUUGAUGAGAGGUGAAAUAUUUAAAUAAAGUUACUAGGAGCCUG